Messenger RNA from Pleuronectes platessa (European plaice), 2256 nucleotides. RefSeq names its product protein disulfide isomerase Creld1 (gene creld1a). The transcript is spliced from 5 exons. Lineage: Eukaryota; Metazoa; Chordata; Actinopteri; Pleuronectiformes; Pleuronectidae. Gene Ontology annotation, molecular function: calcium ion binding. The coding region runs from base 1 to 714 and encodes 237 amino acids. The record is from RefSeq and is a predicted model, not a curated record.
AUGAGACUUUGGACGCCUCAUGGGAAGCUGCUGCAGGCGGCUUGGCUGUGGUGUGUGUUGGCGUCUCAGGUGCACAGCUGUCCUGGUGCCUGCAGCAAGUGCUCAGGCCCAGAGAAUGACCAGUGUGAGGGAUGCAGAGCAGGAUGGACGCUGCAUAAUAACACCUGUGUAGACAUUGAUGAGUGUGGCACGGAGCUCGACAACUGUCCUCUCAACAGCUACUGCUUCAAUACAGAGGGCUCGUUGGACUGCAGAGACUGUGACCCAGCCUGUUUGGGCUGUAUGGGCAGUGGACCAGCCCGCUGCAGAAAGUGUGCUUCCGGCUACAGGCUGACAGGGUCCAAGUGUUUGGACAUAGAUGAAUGUAGCGACAGGGUGCUCGCCUGCCACGGCCUGGAUGAGAUCUGUAUCAACACCGUCGGCUCAUUCCGCUGUGACUGUGCCAAAGGAUUCCACCACAAGGGAGGCGUCUGUGUGAGGAAGCAGCUGCCUAGCGUUCAGCAGAAAGGCCUGUUUGAGGACAUCCAGGAUGAUGAGGUGGAGGUGCUGCAGCAGAUGUUCUUCGGGGUGGUGCUCUGUGCACUGGCCACACUGGCGGCUAAGGGAGACAUGGUCUACACAUCUGUAUUCAUAGGGGCAAUGGCAGCCAUGGCGGGGUACUGGCUGUCAAACAGGGGGGACCGCAUGUUACACAGUUUUAUGAAGGGACAUUAAAACUCAAAAAUAGCAUUGCGUUCACCUGCCGGACAUUGGACAAUAUAAGUUACUGAGCAGCCGAAUUUAGAUACAGACACUAAAAAUCAUUCACUUCAGAAUCCGUUUUUAUCUUGUUUAUUUAAUUGUGUCCCACUUUGAAGAGAAAAAAAAAGACAUUUGGAGACUGUUCAUUCCUGUGCAUUAGGAGAAGCCACAAAGUAAUUUUGCCCGUUGAAGCUUUGAUGCAGUUUUACAGCUUUAUUCAAGAAUUGUUAAGUGUGUUCAUAAAGCAUAGCACUCAAUAUUUGUCUCUUAUAUAUUAAUCAUGUUGUAUUUAUACUUCAGAUGAAAUACCAUGUACAUUUUUUUAAAAUAUUUUUUAACCCCUUUCCUCCACACCUUAUUUUGUAGUUGGCUGCUGUUCAUGUUGUUAAUGCAUCAUUCUGCAUCUGUCAUCAUUGGAGGAUGAUCCAGACUGAUAAUUGUUUUAUUCAGUUCAAGAGCAGAAGUGUAGUAAGAACUCAAAUGUUUUUCUUAAGUUGACCAAAAUGUACUCAAGUAAAAGUAUAAGUAGCGCAUUCUCCUUUCUUCUUGAGUAAAAGUAUUUAAAGUGUUAAAAGUAAAAGUACUUGUUCCUUAAUACUACGGUCCACUUAAUCAUAACGGCUCUGGCUCAGCAGUGACCUCUUUUGAAUCCAUCACGGGUGUUUCUUCACCAGUGAUGCUGCCUCUUUCUUUUAAAUAAUAAAACGUAUUUCAGAGUUAUUUCAGAGUACAGAUAUUUGCUGAUAUUUGGAGAAGUAAAAGUAAAAAAAGGACCUGAAUCUACUUAAGUUAGAACAGAUAUAUAAAACAUUUACAGGAGUAAAGGAACUUUGUUAUGCCACCACGUACAGUGUUAGUAAUUCACACAAAGUGACAGAAUGAAUAAUUGUUAUUCAAAUAUGUUUCAAAGUUAUCAAAAUUUGUAUUAUCAAGAGUUGAUCGAUUUUAAGUUUGACGAGAAAAUCACAAAUGGAGACAGAAAGAAAGUCACUUUUAUUUGAUGGAUAUAAACAAGCUGGCCAACACUCAAUAGUAAUAUUCUGAUACAGCACAUACAAUAGCAAACUGGGGCACUGAGGACAGCCUCCUAGGUUUAAAAAACUGAAAACAAUACAGAGUCUCCAUGCUUCAUUCAAAACUUUGACUCAGUCUCACUUUUUUUUUUCUCUGGGGUCUUCCUCUGAUAAAGUUAUUUUUUAAAUAGAUUUCUCUCUUGUGCAUUCACCACACGCACAGACACACACCCGGAAAACAAAUGCAGUUGUGCUCACACACACACACACGCACACAUGUAUCUCUUUUCUGAAUACAUUUACACCCCAAAAAACAUGCUGCACUCUCACAAAACUGCACAGGCUGUCUACUAAGGGGACACAGUAAGUGAGACACACACAUCACUCUCAAACACAACAUCACACCGUCACGAUGCAGAUGCAAUUAAUGUAUGAGGAAUGAUGCAUCAUGGGAGAUUAGCUCACGUUCACACAAGUAAUCAUUCAACAUGCUGGACACUCA